UAGCUAGUGGGUAGUGGCAUUCACAUUCACUGUCCUCACAGCACAAGAGUCAGACACACAUUCUAAGCUCUUACUUUGGCACGUUUUUUAUUCUCCGGCCACCGGAGACUCGCCGGAGAAAUGGAGGAGCCGAACUCCGAUGACUGGCUGCCACCAGGAUGGACAGUGGAAGUGAGGGUGAGAAAGAAUGGUAAGAGAGAUAAGUAUUAUUUUUCGCCCUCAAAUGGACUAAAAUUCAAUUCCAAGGUGGAGGUAUUUCGUUAUCUUGACAAUGCUCAGAACAAAGUCAGCAUCCAGAAAAUCUCUUCUAAUGUUGUUGUUGAGAAAGCUAUUGCAGAAGGGUUACCACCAGGAUGGGUGAAAAAGACCAGAAUCACAACAAAAGGAGAUACAGUUAGAAGAGAUCCGUACUACAUUGACCCUCUAAGUGGGUAUACAUUCCGCUCAAUAAAAGAUGUUGACCGCCAUCUUCAAUCUGGAGUGAUAAGAAGAAGUGCAUUAAAGCCAAAAGAUAAAGACGGCAUUGAUAUGGAGUUAAAAGCUGGCAAAUCUCUUUCAGCAAGUGUAACCUUGAAACCAACAUUAUCAGUUAGCAUGGGUCAAAGCUCAGAUUUGAACAUGAUAGCUAAUGACCAACAGACUCCAAGACCUGCAAGUUCUGGAGAGUAUAAGUCUGUCCCCAUCUCUGACUUCAUUUCCAAUCAGUGUGCAGUGGGCACUGAGUUGACCAGCUCAGUUCUAUCAGGGCCUAAAAGUUCAGAUCAGAAGGAAGGGAAGGUUUGUUCAGGUUGCACUAACGAAGAUGCCCAAGAGAAGCAGCUGCAAGAAAAUUCAGAGACAAAACAUGGAACUGAAAAAUCCCAUGCCGAAGAUCGCCACUGCAAAAACAAGCACAAGAAAGAUAUCAGUUUGCCUCGCCGCACUUCAAAGCGUCUUGCUGGAAUUAAGGUUGAUCCUGUUCCAGAACUUAAAACAAGAAAUAGAUCACGUCGUGCUUCCAUUAAACAAUCCAGCGAGGAAGAGACCAUCACAAUUUUUGAUAACUACCCCAACAGCUUACCUGAUGGUCUAGCAAAGCAGUUUAAUGUGCCUGAGGGUGGGUCAGAAAUUAAUUGCAAAUCUAUCAAGUCUCUAGAAGUGCAAAGAAGUGACAAACAUAAGGAAUGCAUCUCUUUUUCACCACCGAAGAACAGUACUACUGUGGAAGAGUGUGUGAGAGUCCUUGAGAAUGGAGAUAAAGUUGAUGCGAAGUUAGAUUACACCCUUGACUAUCCCCUCAGAGAACUACUAACAGACCCAUGUAUUGCAUUUGCAAUUCAAACUCUCACUGGAGUUACAUUUGAAACCACCAAAAACUCACAAACUUCUUCUGACUUAAAAACUAGCCAGCAUUCCGAAACUUCUGCUGCCGCCACUGCCACCACUGGUGUUGGUGAAGGGCAUGGUAAGAAAAGCCAUGAUGUGUUCUCAUCUCCAAAGAACAUUGCUAUUCCACAAGAACCUGCCGGUGACGCAAAAACCAAUGAUAAGGCAAAGAAUGAGAAUGCAGGAGGACCAUCUUCCGAAGAAGUACAUGACAUGUCAUGGAUGGAUCCAUGCAUUGAAUUUGCAAUCAAAACUCUCACUGGCACCAUCCCCUUAGACUCUGAUCAAAAGAAUCCCAAGAACUGCCUUCAACAGCAGCUCAACUCAUCCAUCAACCAACACAGUGAGAAGGCCUUGUCAAGUUCUUUUGUGGAUCCAUCUCUGCAGCACACCAGAAACGUUGGCAUAGGAAAUUCAGCUGGAGCCAGACUCUCUCACUGUGGUGAAGAUACUAGAAGGAAUGUUUGUUAGAUCAGCAACCAGCUUGUGCCUGAACUAACUUAAUAUUGUACAGCUAGGAAUCUCUGUAAAAAAACUUCCUACCCCAAGAAAGCUUUAACCUAUGUCCUUGUGUUGGUAUUUUGUUCUGUGAUCCUUUAAGCUGAUCCUAUAUAUGUGCUUUGUAGAACAUGCUAUGUGUAGUUGUCAGUUACUAUCAAGUUAGCUUGACUGUAGAACUGUGUCUCUAAUGGUGUCUAAUCUAUGUUGACUGUAGAAUCUUCCCAUCGUAUGACAUCAUAAUGGUAUCUGGUAGGACUUGGUACUAGGUAUAGAAUAAGCCAAAAUUCUUAUACUUUCACCUUGAAGCUGAUGAAGGUAAAAAAUGGUACCAAAUUUUUCCUACAUUAUUAUUUAA
Molecule: messenger RNA, 2221 nt
Organism: Cajanus cajan (pigeon pea)
Lineage: Eukaryota; Viridiplantae; Streptophyta; Magnoliopsida; Fabales; Fabaceae
Gene: MBD13
Product: methyl-CPG-binding domain protein 13
Molecular function (GO): DNA binding
Source: RefSeq, a predicted model, not a curated record